Aureobasidium uvarum is the source of this 2068-nucleotide messenger RNA. The record is from the annotation of a GenBank genome assembly. NCBI's taxonomy places the organism in Eukaryota, Fungi, Ascomycota, Dothideomycetes, Dothideales, Saccotheciaceae.
UAUGAGCGCUCCCCUGCUCUUUGGCCGCAUCUGUGCGAAACGCGCCUUCCCAAAGCAAUCCAGCGCCCCUCCCUUCUUCAAAUCACAAGCCACUCGCUCCUUCACCUUUACCGCCAGAACAUACAACCGUCCGCGCUUCUUCCAAAAUGCUCGCCAAUUCUUCAAACGUCCGCCGCCGCCUGUGAAAGGUGGCACCGUCUGCCUCGCCGCCCUCUCGCCCGCCGCCUUUGUAUCGCUGAGCGAGAACGACGAGUCCGACGAUGGCUUGACCGGCGAGCAACAGAUGCUCGAGGCUUCUAGGAAAGAGCUGGCUGAGCAGGUUCCCCGCUGGGUCGGAAGCUCGACAUCUCUCCGCAAAGGCAUCUGGACCUUCCUCGAUACCUGGAUCAUCGAGCCCAUUGCCACUGGCUUCAGACUACUACACUUGAUCUUCAUCUUUGUCCCUGUCAUCGUGACAGUUCCCGUCAUCUGGUUUGGCCAAAGACAGCCCGAACGAGACAAUGAGAGAUCUGGUACCCUUUGGUGGUAUGCUUUCCUGGUUAAUGGCAUGGAGAGAGCUGGUGCUGCCUUCAUCAAGCUCGGCCAAUGGGCUGCCUCAAGAACCGACAUCUUCCCUACCCAGAUGUGCGCCAUCAUGUCUGCUCUCCAUUCCAACGCUCCCGCCCACUCGCUGCGCCACACCAAGAAGACAAUCCAGCGAGCUUUCGGCAUGUCCUUCGAAGACAUCUUUGACGAAUUCGACGAGAAGCCUCUGGGUGUUGGUGCUAUCGCACAGGUCUACAAAGCAAGACUAAAGCCUGACAUUGCUGUCAGCGAAGACCUCGAUCCUCAUAGCUCCGACACUUACCGCGAAAAGUUCAAGAGAGGCGUUGAUAUUACUUUGAAGAGCACCCCACAACGGACUCCUUCGAAAUACGUUGCUAUCAAGGUUCUUCAUCCCAAGAUCGAGCGCAUCGUUCGCAGAGACCUGAAGAUCAUGGGCUUCAUGGCUUCCAUCAUCAACCUGGUCCCUACCAUGGAGUGGCUCUCGUUCCCUGAUGAAGUAGAGCAGUUUGGUGAAAUGAUGCGUCUACAGCUCGAUCUCCGUAUCGAAGCCGCCAACUUGACCAUCUUCCGAAAGAAUUUCCGCGACCGCACCACAGCCUGGUUCCCUUACCCCUACACCCAAUACACUUCUCGUCAGGUCCUGGUUGAAGAGUUCGCCCAGGGCAUCCCACUGGAAGACUUCUUGCAAAACGGUGGUGGUGUCUUCCANAAAGAAAUUGCCGACGAGGGUCUUGAUGCCUUCCUCCACAUGCUCUUGAUUGACAACUUCAUCCACGCAGACUUGCAUCCUGGAAACAUCAUGGUUCGAUUCUACAAGCCCGCCCAGAUUGAUGUCAAGGGCAGUUUCUUCAGCCGACCCAAGCCUGACCCCAAGCACUCGACGGAUGUGACAGAACAAGUCCUUGAACGUCUACGACCUCACAGAAAGUCAAAAGCCGACUGGGGCAAGACUUUGGACCAGAUCGACCGCGAAGGCUUCCGCCCACAACUGAUCUUCAUCGACACUGGUCUUGUUACCGAGUUGAAUGGAAUCAACCGCCGCAACUUCCUGGAUCUCUUCAAAUCCAUUGCCGAGUUUGAUGGCUACAAAGCAGGACACUUGAUGGUGGAGCGCUGUCGUCAACCAGCCGCCGUCAUCGACAAGGAAGUCUUUGCUCUCCGCAUGCAACAUCUGGUUCUAGGCGUCAAGAGCCGCACUUUUGCUCUCGGCAACAUCAAGAUCGGCGACAUUCUGAACGAAGUAUUGAGCAUGGUCCGCGGCCACCACGUCAGACUCGAAGGCGACUUUGUCAAUGUGGUGUUGAGUAUCCUUCUCCUCGAAGGCAUCGGUCGCAGCUUAAACCCCGAAUUGGAUUUGUUCUCUGGACAAUUGGGCACCUCUGGGGGUGCGGGCAAUAUGCUCAAAGGAGGCGAUCUUUCGAUGAUCAAGGUGUGGGCCGGACUUGAAGCGAGAAAGUUCAUGCAGGCCAGUGUUGAGAGUGUCGAGUCGUUGGUCGCUCAUGACCAGUUAUCUCCUAAUAUU